CAAUAAUUAUAUCAGCAAAUAAUGAUUACGUUAUCCCUUUUAUUGACUUGAUUGUUUUCGGCAAAGCUAUCAGUCGAAGUAUAAUCGGCACUGUAUAAAGGACAUUCAGAAAUGUCCAAAAUACUGCUCAUAGCCUUGAGCUUCACGCUCUUGGCUGUCGCUAAAGGCGACCACCCUGUAUCAUGGUACAGGGAUUUCGAAGACUUUCCCCUCCCAGAUGUACCAGUUGCAAGAAAUGCUGAACGCGCAUACAGAUUGCCUAAGACCGUGGUACCUUUAGAAUACGAUAUUUAUAUUGAUCUUUACUUUGAUGAGGCAACAGACAAAAAGGAUUACAGUUUCGAGGGACGAGAGAGUAUACUCAUAAAGGCUACCGAAGCAGACGUUAAAGAAAUAGUACUUCACGCAAACGUAGACAAAGUAGAAUCAGUUACCAUUGCUGAACAUGUAGGCACUACCGGGCCUGGCACAGCUAAAUCUGUUCAAUUCGAAACAGAAGAAUUAUACCAUUUCUUGAAGAUCAAACUUGAUGAAGCCUUGAAGCUUGAUGUCAAUUAUACAUUGAAUAUUGAAUAUACUAAUACAAUGAACGAAGGUCCGAUGAAGAGAGGAAUCUGGAGAGGAUAUUAUACUGAUGCUAAUGGGCGAGAACGAAUCUAUGCCACCACUCACUUCCAGCCAUACAACGCCAGACAAGCAUUUCCAUGCUGGGAUGAGCCUCUAUUCAAAGCUGUCUUCAAACUGCAUAUAACUAGACCUGCUGCUUACGUAGGCACAUUCUCCAACACCAUUAUUCUAUCUAACACAACUUUGGCCAAUGGUCGUGUCCGUUCUGACUUUGCUCCCACUCCUGUUAUGUCAUCAUACCUCGUCACCUUCCUCGUCAGCGAAACAUUCCAAGUGCUUGCUGAAGAUACCUCCUUCAAACCAGCUAUCAGGAUCAUCGGCAGAUCUAACACAGUUGGUUUAGCAGACCACGCCUUGGACCUUGCUGUCAAGAUGACAGAGUUCUUUAACAACUAUUUCGAAAUGCCUUACGAGACAUUGCACCCUUAUUUGCUGAAUGACCAUAUUUCAUCUCCUGACUGGGCUUCGGCUGGAACUGAAAACUGGGGAAUGGUCAGUUACAGAGAGCUGUACUUAAUCAUAAACAAAUCAGAGACGAUCAUGUCUAACGAACACUACGCAGCCACCUUGGUAUCUCACGAACUGGCACACAAGUGGUUCGGCAACUUGAUCACUUGCUACUGGUGGAGUAACACCUGGAUCAAUGAGGGCUAUGCCAGCUACUUCGGUUAUAUUGCCACCAAUGUGAUGUUCCCCGAAUACGAGUUCCCCGACCAUUUCAACAGCCGCUACCUUCAGAAUUCCUUGUCUUUCGACUCGGGCUCUGGAACUGUACCAUUGAACCAUGAAGUUAAUACUCCUCUACAAGUAACUGGCCAUUUUGGAACGAUCAGCUACUCGAAAGCUGCUGCCUUCCUCAGGCAGACUGCUAACAUUAUUUCUGCGGAUACCUUCCAAAAAUCUUGCAAAUACUUUUUGAUGGCAAACGCUUACAAUGCGACUGAUCAAUAUGAUCUUCAAGAUGCCAUGCUUAAAGCGAUUGAAGAAGACGGAAGCCUGGCUGAUUACCCCAAUUUCAGUUUUACGGAAUACUAUAGAAUCUGGGUGAACGAGCCAGGAUACCCUAUUUUACAAGUGAAUGUUAACCAUGCUACUGGAGUAAUUACGCUUACCCAGGAACGCUUCUUCAUAAGCGGAACAGGCAACUCCGCUGGAACAGUAUAUCCCAUACCAAUCACAUACUCAUCAAAGGGUAACAGAACCUUCGACAAUUUGAAGCCUGAAAAGAUGAUGAGUCUUCCCAGUGACACUAUUACGAAGAACGCUGCCGAAGAGUGGGUCAUAUUUAAUAACAAACAGCAUGGUCACUACAGAGUUAACUACGAUGAGAAGACAUGGGGAUUGAUUUCCGAAGCUCUGCUUAAUGAACCAGACACAAUUCACUACUUGAAUAGAGCUCAGGUCGUUGAUGACGUGUUUGCCCUAAUGAGGUCCCAGAGGAUGACCUUGAACUUUGGUUUCGAUAUCCUGAGAUUCUUGGCCAACGAGACCAACUUCCACGUUUGGGAGCCAGCAAUCUCUGGCUACACUUGGUACAGAAAUAGAUUGAGGCACAUUCCUGACAAACAGGCUCAGUUUGACACAUACAUCUUAGGCUUGAUGGAGCACGCGAUCACUACUCUAGGCUUCGAGCCCGCUGCCAAUGAGACUCCCACCGUGACGAUGGCGAGGCAGAACAUCCUACACUUUGCUUGUAUGCUCGGCCAUGUCAGGUGUAAUCAGGAUUCAUGGGACCGAUUCGUUAACUUGAGAGAUAAUGGUGUGCCUAUUAAUUCCCGAGUUCGUCGUAACGUCUACGUCACUGCCAUGAGAGAGGGUGAUGAGAACGACUUCGACUUCUUGCUCAAGCGAUUCAGGGAGUCCAACUAUGCUAAUGAUCAAUUGGAAAUGUUGAGAGGACUUGGAGCUUCUAGAGACCCUAAAUUGCUGACCAGAUACUUGGAACUGACUCUAACCAAAGAAGUGAGGUCUCAUGACAAACUGAACUCUUUCAACUAUGCUCUGCUUGGAAACCGAGAGAAUGCCUACACUGUCUUGCAGUUUGUCAAGGAAAAUAUGGAUGCCAUUAGAACAGCGUACGUCCACGAUGCUCCUCCGAGACCAGUGCAGAGUGCAUUGACUAACCUCGCUUCAUAUCUGGAUGAACCUGGAUUAGUUGAGUAUGACCACUGGCUUCGCACAGCUCAUCCGUACCCUCUCGCACCUGAGUUCGUUGCAGCAAUCAAUGCAAUCCCAGCAGCCAGAAACAAUAUGGCUUGGGGCACUGUUAACGCGGACUCCAUUUUGGCAGCUGCGAAAGCGUCCGCAGCGGUACCGAUGACUUCAUUAGCCAUGCUCGUCACCAUAUCUGUCUUGUUGUUCGUUGUUUGAACGUUUUAGAUUUAAGCAACGUUGUUGUAUUUAUUGUUGUUGAAAUAUACUUUUUUAUUUUUGGA
This is a messenger RNA of Helicoverpa zea (corn earworm), 3062 nucleotides long. RefSeq names its product membrane alanyl aminopeptidase-like. NCBI's taxonomy places the organism in Eukaryota, Metazoa, Arthropoda, Insecta, Lepidoptera, Noctuidae. Gene Ontology annotation, biological process: peptide catabolic process; proteolysis. The transcript has 16 exons. Gene Ontology annotation, cellular component: cytoplasm. The coding region runs from base 112 to 2997 and encodes 961 amino acids. The record is from RefSeq and is a predicted model, not a curated record. Gene Ontology annotation, molecular function: zinc ion binding; metalloaminopeptidase activity; peptide binding.